GAGGUGGCGGCGGAGAUGGCGGGUGGUCCGGGCGCGGGCGGCGGCGGCGGCCACGGCCACGGGGAGAGGGUCCAGCGUCGCAGCCGUGGCCGAGGCGUGGUUGCGGGCGGCACAGGGGCGCCGCCGCGGGGCGUUCGACUUCGGGGGAGCGGAAGCGCGGACGCGGAGGCGGCGCGGGAGGGAGGCUCCGCGGGCGGACGAGCCGUGGUCGGCGGCGACCAAGGCGGCGGCAGCGGCGGGGCGAGGAGGUUUUGCCGGGGAUCUGUUCCAUCUGAAAGGGCGCCGAAGCGUGGCGGUGUUAGUGCUUAUGAGCAAUCGUUGAAAGAAUAUGUUGACAGGAUGUCCAUCGUUGUUAUUCGUCCAUCAGUUGGCAUGUCCUUUGACUCCCGUGCUGAGGCAUAUGAUUUUUACAACUUGCAUUCCUGGGAGCUGGGUUUUGGAAUAAGAUGCAAUAUGACUGUGGAUAAAAGUGUUGUUAGUCAAGACAUAGUCUGCAGCUGCGAGGGCAAACCAGAGCUGUCCAACACUGCCUCUGCGCAGACUGAUUGCAAGGCUAUGAUCCGGCUACACAGGUCUGAUGACAGUUGUUGGUACAUUCAGGAGUUUCGAGGUGAUCACAAUCAUCCGCUCUCUGGGAUAUGCAGUGAAAAUUUCUGCUGGCCUUCUCACAACCACCUCAAGCCCUACACUAAGAAUCUAGUCCGCCGUCUUAGGGAUGAUAAUGUAGAACUCAGUAAGAAGUGCCAAAGCAUUUAUGAAUACUUUUGGGGCAUGGAGUGUAAGGAUAUAUCAUUGGAUCUAUCAGACAUUGACUCUGACAAGACAAUCGAGUUGUUUGAUGACUUUGGUUCGUUGAGGAGGGAUGACCCAAGCUUCAUGUUCUGUGUUGAGUUGGAUGACAUUGACAACCAGUUUAAUACAGUGUUAUGGACUAAUGGACGUAGCAGAACACAAUAUGCACAUUUCGGUGAUACUGUAACAUUUGAUACGACGUAUAGGACUAACCUGUAUGGCUUACCUUUCAUCUUGUUUGUUGGUGUUAAUAACCACCAUCAAAGUAUCCUACUAGGAGGAGCGCUGAUGCGACGCAAGACAGUGGAAAGUUUCAAAUGGCUGUUCCGUGAGUUUGUUAUAUUGAUGGGUGGUAAAGCUCCAAGUACUAUUCUCACAGACCGGUGCCAUGAAAUGGAGGUGGCAAUCCAGGAGGAGUUACCAGAAACAAUUCACAGAUGGUGCAAGAUGCAUGUGCUGAACAAUGAACAUGAAUUCCUUGGGCCAAUUUGUUUGAAGAUGAGUGGAUUUAAGGAUGACUUCCAGAAGAUUAUUGAUGGCAUGUUGACUGUGAGAGAGUUUGAGUGUGCUUGGCAACAUCUUCUUGAUAAGUACAACUUGCAUGACAAUGCAUUCCUUUCACAGAUUUAUGAUUCUAGACACAAAUGGGCCAACCCCUACUUGAAAGAAAAGUUCUGUACCAAGCAGACUAGUACCCAAAGAAAUGAGAGUGCAGAAAACAUGUUUAAGGGUUAUGUACCACUGAAUAGAUCUAUCAAUAUGUUUGUGCGACACUAUAACAAGCUCCAAUCUGAUCUCAACUCAAAGGAAAGCUCCGAGGAGAAUAGGAGCAGGAAGAGACCCAGAUUUAUAAGCAAAGGACUUCCAAUUAUGGAGCAUGCUGCAAAGAUCUAUACAAGGGCUAUGUUUGAAAUGUUUGAAGGAAUGAUUUCCCAGUCUGGUUCUUAUGUGGUGCAUGAGAAGGAGAAAGGGAAGGCAUAUUUGGCAAGGAACAUUAGGAGCGACCAGCAGGAGAGCUGGUCUCAAGUGGAAUUUGAGGUUAUCAUUAGAGCUGAAGAUGGUGCAGUUGUUUGUGAGUGCGGAUUUUGGGAGCACAUGGGGAUGCCUUGCUGCCAUGCUGUGAAGGUGAUGAUACACAUGGGAAUGCAGGAGAUACCAGCUGGGAAUAUUGUGAAGCGCUGGACGAUGGAUGCUAGGGAUACUGUGCCUGUUCAUCUGAUUGGGAAUGAUAGGGCUGCAGAAAAUUCAAAGUCGUAUAGAACGUCGGAGUUGUUCAUUGCUGGGAUCAAGUUUGUAAAGUCUGGUUCGAGGAGUGAUCAGGCUUUUGAAGGAGCGAUGGCGGUUUUGGAUCAAAUAAAGCAGGAACUUUCGGAACUCGGUGAAGACGAGGACGUUUCUGAGUUGUCUGAGCAGUCCAGCAUUUCUGCUGCAACUACUGAUGAUGCUACCUCGACACUCAGCGGCUCAGAAACAGAUUGAAACACAGGUGAUCAUGCGCCCAAGAAUGUGGAGCGUCAGACAAAAGGGAGUGUGCACUGGCAAUUCGCAAGGCGCCAACUUGGGCAUUUGGGCUAAAGUGAGUUUGGUUUUGUAUAUAUCGAAACAAGGUAGCAACUUAAAGUGAGUGUGCACUGGCAAUUCGCAAGGCGGCAACUGCUCAUCGACUACUUGCAGGAAGUGUUGUUAGUGGUUGUUCUCAAACUGUGUGUGGUCUAAAGCAUGAGUGGUGUGCUUGUUUGUUAGUGUUACAUUCUGCACUGGAAAUUGCAGCUUGGGUUCUUGGCUGUUAGUUAGAUAACUUAUCUUUUGCUCAGUAUGAAGUCGUGGUCUGGUCAUUAGGAAGGUUUCUUUUGCUCAAGUCUUUAAAUUUGGAAAGUCGUGGUAUGGUCAGUAGGAACUCUUCUUUUGCUCAAGUCUUGUGCGCUUUCAGUGACGCUGAAAUGUGACAGUUCCAAUCAGCAUGCCAUGCCAUGCUAUCUUGUCAUGCUUUCGUUUGGAUAAGGUGCCGUCCACUUCCGAUA
Messenger RNA from Sorghum bicolor (sorghum), 2813 nucleotides. Its product is annotated as protein FAR1-RELATED SEQUENCE 8. Gene Ontology annotation, biological process: regulation of DNA-templated transcription. The transcript has 7 exons. The record is from RefSeq and is a predicted model, not a curated record. Bases 16 to 2271 code for a protein of 751 amino acids. Gene Ontology annotation, molecular function: zinc ion binding. NCBI's taxonomy places the organism in Eukaryota, Viridiplantae, Streptophyta, Magnoliopsida, Poales, Poaceae.